UGUCUGGAGCGCUGGUACCGUCAACAGCGCAGCGCAGUCACACUGGCAACGGCGGCGUCGGCUCUCAUCAUUUCCGAGCCCGUUACAUGUAAACACGGAUCAUUGAGGGGAUUGAAGAGUCGCAACAAACACCAGAAACCAGCUGCGACGGGGUCGCAAUGUCCUCGUCCACUACCGAGACGGAGGAGCCGCACGCCUCGCAGUUGACGCCUCUGAAGUUGGUAGGGCUUGUUUGCGUGUUCCUCGCGCUGUGCCUUGACGUUGGCGCCGUGCUGAGCCCUGCGUGGGUUACGGCGGACGACCAGUACUACCUGUCUCUGUGGGAAGCAUGCUGGAAACCGGCAGCGUCAGAACGGUGGGAAUGCAGCAGCACGUUGGAAUCCGACUGGCAGAUUGCCACACUGGCCCUGUUGCUAGGCGGAUCUCUACUGGUUCUGCUGUCGUUUGCAGUGGUUCUGGUGUCUGUGUGUGUUGGGACCAGGACCAAGUUCCACCGGCCUGUUGCUGUCAUGCUGUUCACUGCAGUUGUUCUCCAGGGCUGUUGUCUGGUGCUGUAUCCAAUCAAGUUCAUUGAGAGCAUCAGCCUGAGGAUCUACCAUGAGUUUAACUGGGGUUAUGGUCUGGCCUGGGGGGCCACAAUCUUCUCCCUGGGGGGGGGCAUCCUGUACUGCCUCAACCCCCGCAACUAUGACGACUACUACUGACUACCACUAGUGACUAUCACUGACUAGUAUCACUGACGACUACUGCUGACUAAGACUCCUGACCAGACUACUGAUUAGAACUACUGACUAAUACAAUCAAGUAGUUACUAACUACUACUACUAAGUAGUAUGGCUGAGUUAAAUCACUGACUAAUACUGCUAAUGAAUACUUCUGAGGACUGCUAACUAGUACCUCUGACUACAACUGUUGACUAGUACUACUGACCUUCACUGACUAAUCAGAUGUGCAGUGGUAGUAAGAGCAGCCCUGACAGACAGCUGUCCACCUAAGAAAAUUCUCCAUAUACAGAAUCUGUUCUAGAUUUUAUUCUGUAUCUUAUUUUCUUUUCUUUUUUUUUAAUGUUCUUUAGCUCUCUUUGUACUUGAAUGUUCUCUAAAUCUCUGUGUUCCAGAAUGUUUGCUUGACUUUCCUGUUUUAGAAUGCUCUCCAAAUGUCUCAGUUCUAGAAUUGACUCUAGUUCUUGCUGUUCUAGAAUGUUCUCAGAUCUAUUGGGUCUAAACCGUUCUUGAUCUGUUUAAAUACAGAUCCCUCUGUUUUCUAGAUGUCUUAGUCCUCAAAUAUUCUAUAGAUCUGUGCUAGAAUGCUCUCUGAAUCUAUUAGUUCUUGAUUGUUAUUGAGAUCUCCGAUCCAAUUGUUCUCAAUGUUCUCCAGAUGUGACUGUGAAAUUGAUCACUUGAUCCUCAGGCCUUGAAAAAAGACAGAUACUUUGUUGUUGUUGAUGCCGUUUGUUAUUGUGGAAACUAGUCUAGACUGUAUGCUUUACCAUAGGAACCGCAACCAAAAGAGAUACGUUUCAGAAAUGGUGCUGCAUUUGAUAACAAGAACAGCAAUAACAACAACAACCACAACCAUGGAGAUGUAUUUAACACAGACUGCUAAUGAACUAACUGGCCAAUUGCAGUCGAGUGUGCCUCACCAACUGACCCACCAGAGGGGGAAAUCAUGUGACAUCUUGUUGAGAGGAGGCCAAGGAGGCUAGGAGGUCAAGAUAAGAGGUCAAGCUAGGAGCAAGGAGCCUAGGAGGCCAGACUAGGAAACCAAGCAAGGAGGCCAGAGUAGGAUCCGACCUGCCGGGUCACAACUCUUGGGCACCAGAGCCAAGGUAGGACCUGAUAACCUGCUGAAUGGACUCCAGACCUAAUUGGUUUGGUUCCUAUGAGUGAGAGCUGCUGUAGUGGUGACGGAAAACAAUGAUAACUUCAAACUAGUCCAUCUUGAUGGUCCACUGGUACAUGUUGCCACACUAACACAUCUCUGUUGUUAGAGUUAGCCCAGUAAAAGGAGGAACAAACUGUUACAUGGUGUGUUAGAAGCAAGGUGUGUGUGUGUGUUUGAGAGAGCUGUAGAAAGAUAAAACGAGUGUAAGUGUGGGUGAAUGAGUGGUUGUGUGUGUGUGUGUGUGUGUGUGUGUGUGUGUGUGCACCAGCAUGGUUUAGAUGCCUUAGUAGAGAUAUGUAUUAAUCUCUUUGUACUCUGACACAUUAAAGCACUAAUUACAACCAGA
Messenger RNA from Osmerus eperlanus (European smelt), 2230 nucleotides. Its product is annotated as transmembrane protein 47-like. The transcript is spliced from 3 exons. Gene Ontology annotation, cellular component: membrane; cell-cell junction. Lineage: Eukaryota; Metazoa; Chordata; Actinopteri; Osmeriformes; Osmeridae. The record is from RefSeq and is a predicted model, not a curated record. Gene Ontology annotation, biological process: cell-cell adhesion. Bases 159 to 704 code for a protein of 181 amino acids.